Messenger RNA from Pocillopora damicornis (cauliflower coral), 4226 nucleotides. RefSeq lists its product as uncharacterized. NCBI's taxonomy places the organism in Eukaryota, Metazoa, Cnidaria, Anthozoa, Scleractinia, Pocilloporidae. The record is from RefSeq and is a predicted model, not a curated record.
UCAGUUAUCUAAGGUGAGCGCCGGCUUCAAUUUGCAUGUAAUGUCUUGGAGAAGAGAGCCUAAGAAUGAAGCAGCUAUUAGCAAUCGAGUGAGAUGACAAUACAAGAGCCUUGUGGGGCCCGAAAAAUAUUACUCAGUACAUCUGUGACCGCCAGACAGACAGAAAAGAAUGAGGCUUCAAUCGAUAGCAAGCUUGCUAGUUCUCCGCAACAAGAAGGCGUUUUUUGUCAUUGUGGUCGUUGUUGCAACAGUCGUUUAUCUUGGCACUGUGAGGGAUUUCUUCCGAAUGGAACAGUACACGGCAGUAACUCCUAAAGAAGACAUGCAGAUACAGGGGGAAAAUCUCUUUUUGGAUCGCAUUAUGAGCCAGCGGCGUGAAGACGAGACCUUUUUCGGGGAUGUAACAACCAGACGAAAUUCGAUAGCUGGCAUUUCUGAUACAAUGCACAUCGAAACACCAGGAGAAGAAGUAUUUCAUGCCAUGAAAACGGGCAAAAGUAGGAUGCCUCAGGGAAGGAGAAACAAAAAUAUCACGCUAUUACCAAGUGAUGAUGAUGAUAAUGAUGAUGAUGAUGAUGAUGAUGAAGGUGGCGCCAGCAAUGCUAAUGAUGACGAAGAUGAUAAUGACCAUGUUAACAAACUGGAUCACAGUGAGGAGACCCAUGAUGACAAUGAUGAUGAUGAUGAUGAUGAUGAACAUCACAGUGAUGAUGACCAUAAUCAGAAGGAUCGUAAUCGAAAGGAAGGUGACGACGGUGACGACAAUGAUAUGGACCAUGACGACAAACUGGAUCACUAUGAGAACAUCGAUGAACACAAUGAUGAUGAUGAUGAUGAUGAACGUCAUAGUGAUGAUAUCCAUAAAAAUAAGGAUCGCAAUGGAAAGGAAGGUGACGACGAUGACGACAAUGAUAGUGACCAUGACAACAAACUAAAUAAUUAUCAGAAGACUGAUGAUCACAAUGACGAUGAUGAUGAUGAGCGUCAUAGUGAUGAUGACCAUAAUAAGGAGGAUGGCAAAGAUAAGGAAGGUGACACUUGGAAUGAUUUGUCCAUCAGUAGCCGCUAUAAAGGAUCAUUUCCAUUAUCAAAAGAGAGAAUGACGGAUACCCCAGGUAAUUCUAAGCACGACUUGGUCAAUUCUAUACAGCCCACAUCACAAAAAAAGAAGAAUGCAAGAUUUUCUCCUUCGACAAUUGCAAUUUUAAAGGGUUUGUCAUCGAAAGUUAUCCUUAAAGAGAAUCAGCAACCUUUAAUCCCAAAAGAGCUGAACAGUGUUGUCAGUGAGAAAAACUUACUUUUUCAAAAAUCAAAAAAGAUAUUAAAUCUAAGUGAUUCUGAUAAUUUCAGUCAACCGCCAGUCAAUCUGUUGGUAUCUCAAGGCUUCAGGAAUAACGGAAACCGGAGAUCCUCUACAUUUCAUUUAAACAAACCAAUUCCACCACCUAUUGGAUUUUCACCGGCUCCCAGCCUUUCGAUAACAAAAUCACCAUGGCUGUUUUUUAAUGACAAAUCGGUUACACCUAAACAUUACAAUAGAACAUCAGUUUGUCCACUCCUGCAAGUACGAAAACUUAGAAUGUUGCCUGAGAAUGUCCACUGUGUUCCACGAAACCGUUCCUUUCGGAGUUGUUUGAAGGCAUUUCAAGACUAUGAUCUUGGAGGCAAACCUCUAACCUGCGGAAACAGUCCACCAGAGGAGCCGAUGUGUUUGAUCAAUAUUAUCAGGCAAUUUCCUAACUUAAGGGUACCAGUUGUUGCGUGUAAUACAUCAUUGUGCGGAACAAAUCCUGUGUACGUCCUAGAGUACAGUCCUAUUUAUGGAAUCCUCGAGGAACGCCAUCUGUGGAAACGCUUUUUCACUUCACGGGGGCUUGAAAAGUACCUCGAGAGAUACAUAAACACAAAUUAUACCCUCAACUUUAAUUUUUGCCUUCUCCUUUGUGUCCGCAAAGGUAGGACAGGUUUCAUCGAACAGUUGAUGACAUUUCCCAUAGCGCAAAAAACUACUAGUAGUAGAGUAAGCAAUGAGGCGAAGUUCAACCUUAACAUUUUGGUGCUUGAUUCUGUGUCACGGCCGCAUUUCUACCGAACACUUCCAAAAACGGUCACGUCCCUGAGAGAAAUAGAUCAUUUAGAAUCGCACAACGCUACUGUAAUGGAUUUUGAGUUACUACAUAGCUUAGCUUCAUAUACUUUCCCCAAUAUCAGGGCUUUAAUGUCUGGUAGGAUAGACUUGAGUGCUUUUGGAAGGCAUGAAAAUGAGACUUAUGGUAUAGAGGUUCUAUUUGGAAAAUUCAAACAGCUUGGUUAUUACACAUUGCUUCAAGAAGACAGCUGUUGGUAUGAUUCGUGGGGUUCGCUGUUUACAGACAAUGUAUAUCAGGGUAACAUGCCACGAUACAAACACGAGUUUGCCAACCGUUGGAAAAGGUUUCUUGAAAAGGUCAAGAAUUACAAUGUAGACGAUUUUGGUUUAUCGCAUGCUUCCUGUGAAAUUUUCAAGCGCCAUAAAACAACCAAUCAAUUUAACCAUCCGAAGAAAGUGUGUUUCGAUGGAAAACCUUUCGCGGAAUACUUUCUUGAUUAUAACGAGAAGAUUUACAACAAUGUGCUAAAGAUAGGGAAAAAAGCCAGACUUCUAUCAUACACACAUCUUAACACGGGACACGAAAUAACUGGAUCUCGCAUACGACAAAUCGACAAAAGACUUUCACAAUACAUUAAAAACAUGGCUAAAAUGGAAGACACGUUGACUAUUGUGCUUUCAGAUCACGGUCCAAAAACAACUAAAUAUUCAUUUCACACAAGGGAAGGAAGAACCGAAAAAUACGAUCCAUUAUUUUUUAUUGUAAUUCCAGACAAAGUGGCAGCAAUCCUAGGUCGACGAACACUCCACGCCCUAGAGCAGAAUCAAAACCGUAUCAUCAAUACUCUGGAUAUUCACAAUGGGCUUAUGUCUUUAGGGAAAGCAACAAACUCGUCUAGUAUAAAAGACAAAGGCAUAUUUGAUUUAAUUCCUGCCAAUCGCACGUGCGCAGAUUUACCGAGGAAACCUCUGGCGGUUUGCAAGUGCCAAGGCUGGGAAACAAAUUUUCCAGAUAACGAUAAACGAUUUACCUGGCUAGCAGAAUUUGCCCUUGGAACUAUAAACAACCAAAUUCAAGAGCAGUUUCUGAGAGGCGACAAGCAGGCUGGAGGUUAUGGAAAUUGCCAACGCUUGGUUGGAGAGAGCUUUACCAAGAUUCGGCGUCGCUCCCAGGGAAAACAUUACGUCACAACCAUGGAUAUUAUCGUAACACCGGGACAGGAGAUUUUCGAGGUGCAAAUCAAAUAUCCUCGGGUGUUAAAGAACCAAAACUCCUUUGCAAAACUUACAGUUCACGAGCGUGUCACUAUUUACAGACAUUUUCGAAAAUGCGUGGACACCACAGUUAGUUUAGGAUUGUGUGUUUGUGAUAGCAAAAAACAUCCUAAGCAACAAACAAAGCAAAGAUGGAUAAAGAUUAAAAAGAGAGAGGAUGUAUUGAACAUCAUUUCACGAUCCAACAGCUUUGGAUCACAAACUAGGAUAAAAGACAUCCAUCAAAGCUGUCUUCUUCUUUUUUAUAGGAACCGUAGGAGAAGGAGCACUAGUUUUGAAAUUUCAAAUACUUGCAACGACAGAACGUAUAAAGUCACUAUUUCUUUAAUAGAAGUUGAUACCAACAGAGUUUUUGUUUCGCGAAAAGUACCAUUUUCCAUUUUUUUGCCUCAAAGGACAAUUCACUUUCUUCUAGCAAUUAGACGUUUAGGGAAUACAUCCCAUAAUUUUAGGCUGAGAGUAAAGCAUGCAGUGCAAUUUUCUAGGAAUAGAUAGGGUGUGUACUUUUUUUAAUUCGCGUCUUUGCGUACCAGAUCAUACACAUGACUGUGUGUUUUUGUUUUGUUUCAUCUCUCAUUUGCUGUUCCUGAUGGAUGCUUUUUUAACAAGGGAUAUGAAUGAUAUUGAUUUAUUUGACCUGUGCCAGAUAGUGGAUUACAAAAAAUGAUAGUCUAGUAUGAGAGGAUGUGUUUCUGGAUUGGUUGAUUAGCGUAACAGAUAUUUUUUAUAUCUCCAAUCUUCAAAGAAACUGAAAAAUUUUUGAGGUAAAAAAUUUUUUGCAACUGACGUUUUGAGAAAAGAUUCCUUUUUUUGCAAUGGCAAAGCAUUUGCUAACUGUUGGGUCAAUAAAUACAAAUUUAUU